AUGGCUUCAUCUCUCAAUUUGCGACUCAGCCCUGCACCACCGCGUUCCCCAGUGUGUUCCAUUAUCUCAAGGAGUGCUUCUCCACGAGCUGUGGAGCUGGUGCAACUCCUAGAUCACUUCAACUCCUUUUGCGUACUGGACACGAAGUCACCAGGGAAUGCAGUUGUUGCGGCUUCCAAGGAUAUAUGCUCUGCGGGUGGAAGGGGAGAGCAGUUCCCGCUUAAUGUGAAUGUUCUCGAAGAAGAAUCGUGUCCUGUAGUUUCGGGAUUCGACGAAAAUGGGAAUGAUGUCUCGUACCUUAUAAUCGCCACAAGACUGAUUACUGCGGCUUCAGGGGAAUGCCGUUUACUCCUCGCCACUCUUCUUGAUAUCACCGAUUUUCUAUACGCUGCCACACUUGAAGACCUGGAGUUAAGGAAGAACCCAAAGACAUGCGGUACCGACUGUUGCAUAUCGCCCAGCCUUAAUUCACGAGUCAAUCUCAGUGCCGCAGAUUCACCAAAGCAUCCAUUUCCGGAUGAGAGCAAAGGGGCGGGCGUACAUCGGAGCCAAACUCCAAUGAGCACCGGCCCUUCUCAUACGACCGAGCAGCUGCUUUCAGAAUUUAGUGCUGAGCUGCUAUAUAUUUACAAGGAUACGUUUAUUUUAGCACGUUCACUCCAAGACAGCACGCUCUAUAAAAUAUCCCACGUGUCUCGCUCGCUGCACGCCGAAGGCGAAUAUAUUCGGAGUCAUCUAAAGCACACCCCCGCUGAAAAGAUGAAGCUACUCAGUGAAUGUUUAGGGAAGAACAAUAGAUUUGAUAUCAUUGUUCGUUGGGGAGACUCUGGCGUGGAAAAACGGCUAUACUGCGCACCAAUCUACAGUCGCGAGUCAUGGGACUGGGUUUAUCCAACAGCCUACUCUUUGGCAUAUGUUGUUAUGAACCAGGGGCCCCCAGAUACCCUGGAGGCCGAUCACCCAAAAAUCCGCAUACAUAGUGCAACCCAGGAUGUGUUAGUGUACUCAAGAUGA
Molecule: messenger RNA, 1014 nt
Organism: Nannizzia gypsea CBS 118893
Lineage: Eukaryota; Fungi; Ascomycota; Eurotiomycetes; Onygenales; Arthrodermataceae
Exons: 3
Coding region: 1-1014 (337 amino acids)
Source: RefSeq, a predicted model, not a curated record